AUGUCCUCCACACAAACCCCGGCAACUUCGCCAACCGAUCCCACGAACAAGUCGAAGACAUCGCCCGAAAGGGCGGCCAGUCGUCGCACAACUCCGGCUUUGCGCAUAUGGAUGAAUCCAAACAAGUAUCCCCCACUUGACCCUCAGGGAUCCAGAAUGCGUUUUCUAAUUCAGGCACAGAAGGACAUCGCCUCGCAAGGCGGUCAGGCCAGCGGCGGCAGCUUUAGACCCGGUGACCCGCGUGCCAGAGAGGCUGGUCAUAAGGGGGGAUUAAGUGGUGGGCAGAGUCAGCCGGAGGAGUAG
Aspergillus chevalieri is the source of this 303-nucleotide messenger RNA. RefSeq names its product general stress protein. The record is from RefSeq and is a predicted model, not a curated record. The transcript has a single exon. The coding region runs from base 1 to 303 and encodes 100 amino acids. NCBI's taxonomy places the organism in Eukaryota, Fungi, Ascomycota, Eurotiomycetes, Eurotiales, Aspergillaceae.